AAACCAUCCUCUACAAAAUCAUCGUGGUUGAAUACAACAAUCUAAGAUAACCAAUAACUGAGAAGAUCAAAAAGAAUAAGAAAAAAAGCAAAAAAGAAAAUAAAAAAUGGCAAAAAUCUUCUCAGUUUUGGUUAUCUGCAUCAUUGUAUUUGCUCACCAGACAGCCGCAGAGAUACUCACAGGCAAUGCCUUAAUCCAAAGUGUAUGCAAUCUAUCAGGAAGUGACAAAGAUCUCUGUGUCGAAGUUCUUUCUUCCGACCCAUCAAAGCCACUAAACGCCGAUCUUACAGACUUAGCCAUUGUAGCCCUAAAAGUUGCUGCAAAAAACGCUUCUGGAAUUCUAACCGACGUGAAGAUGUUGAUCGACGACGCUGAUUUAAACCCUGAAAUUCAACAAGGUUUGGCUGAUUGUAAGGAAACAAUACUUGAUGCUGAAUCUCAGCUUGAAGAUACCAUUGCUGCAUUGUUGAUUGAAGCUGAUGUUGAUGCUCAAACAUGGUUGAAGGCUGCUCUGGCUGCUAUUACAACCUGCGAUGAUUCUAUUCCUGGCAGCGAUGAUGUUUUGUCUGUCAAGAGUAAGAAUUUCCGCAAAUUAUGCAACAUUGUUGUUAUUAUUACCAAGACUAUGCCUCCACGCAUCCUUUAAAUAUAAGUUAUGUUUUAAGUGAUCUUCACUAUGUAAUAAAUGGAUCAAUGCUUUUGUUAAUUUUUCAUAUCUUUUUCUGAUAUGUUAAAUGAAUCUUUUGUGAUUCUAUAGUAUGAAAAGUAUUGUUCAUUUUUC
This is a messenger RNA of Lathyrus oleraceus (garden pea), 781 nucleotides long. RefSeq lists its product as uncharacterized. Bases 107 to 646 code for a protein of 179 amino acids. NCBI's taxonomy places the organism in Eukaryota, Viridiplantae, Streptophyta, Magnoliopsida, Fabales, Fabaceae. Gene Ontology annotation, molecular function: enzyme inhibitor activity. Gene Ontology annotation, biological process: negative regulation of catalytic activity. The transcript has a single exon. The record is from RefSeq and is a predicted model, not a curated record.